This is a messenger RNA of Diversispora eburnea, 180 nucleotides long. The record is from the annotation of a GenBank genome assembly. Lineage: Eukaryota; Fungi; Glomeromycota; Glomeromycetes; Diversisporales; Diversisporaceae.
AUGUCUAAUUGUGUAGAUAAUGAUGAAAAUGAACAUCUCAUCACUUUAUUUUGUUUUGAUGUAAGAAAAUUCUGUCAUGACGAAAUAUAUGGUGAUGGCGAAAAUGACUUAGAAUCUGGUGAUAUAUAUCUUCGUCCUCAAACAUGGUUGGUAGAAUGUGGUCUUGAAUCUGAAACAUAG